This is a messenger RNA of Tetrahymena thermophila SB210, 2850 nucleotides long. RefSeq names its product protein kinase. NCBI's taxonomy places the organism in Eukaryota, Ciliophora, Oligohymenophorea, Hymenostomatida, Tetrahymenidae. The transcript has 2 exons. Gene Ontology annotation, molecular function: ATP binding; protein kinase activity. The record is from RefSeq and is a predicted model, not a curated record. Gene Ontology annotation, biological process: protein phosphorylation.
AUGGGAGGAUGUUAAUCUGAACAGAAAGAAAAGCCUGUAGAGUUAGUAGAAGCUAAAGAUGCAAGAGACGUAGUUGAUUAGUACAAUAAAUACCAAUCGAUUGGUAUUUAAAAAGAAAAGCUAGAAUUCAGAUACGUUUAUGCAUUCAAAUUUAAAAAUGAGCUAUAUGAAGUAGUGAAAGUUUAUUUAGAGCCAGUCAAAAUCCCUGAUUUUAGAUAUUAGUCUGACACAAGAGAUGAUUGGGAAAAAAUUCUUAUAAAAAAAGUAAAUUAAUCUGAUUAUUAAGCAUAACCAGAGCAGUAAAGUUAAGCUAACCCAAAAGAGGUAUAAAGCAACGAAAACGACGGUGAUGAGGAGGAUGAUUAUUUAUUGAUGAUGAACCUCUUAAAUUAGAAUACAGCACUAGUACAUGAAAAAUAGGUUCGCUUCUUUGAAAAGCUCAAACAUCCUAAUUUGGUAGAAUACAUGGAUCAUUAUAGAAUAAAUAAUCAAUUAACUGCAUUCAAAGAAUAUUGUCCUCAAGGAGGCCUUAUCAAGUAUUUGGAAAGAAAUAAGAAAGAGUUGAAUGCAGAUAUCCUUUUUGAUUUGAUAGAAGAUGUAUGUAACGCACUGAAAUUUCUUUAUGAUAGAGCAGUAGUAGACUUUGAGCUUUCUUUGGAAAUGAUUUAUGUUUCCAAUAACAUAAUAAAAAUAGAUCUUUAUAAUGGCGUUAAGAUGGAUGAAAAAGUGAUUCGUCGUUUACUUAAUGAAGGCCACAAAAGUGAUUCUUAAGUAUUCAACAAUCUCAUUUUAAAUUCAAGAGUUUAGAUGCCAACUCAUCAAUUUAAACCAGUAUAAACUGCUUAAAGCACUUUGAAGACAAGCUAAAAAACUAGAAUAGUCAUUGAUGACCAAGCUCAAUUUGUUGAAUAAAUACAAAAGAAAUUUAAAGUUGAUGAAAAUAAAAUUAAUAUUGACUUUGUUAGACUUUUUUGUCUUUACAUUUUAUUUGAUUAAGAUUUUAGAGUAAUGCUUAAAGAAAAAUAGGCCAUUCCAAAUACCAGAUAAUUUUCUAAUAAGGGUUAAACAUAGACUAUGGCAUAUAAAGAAAUAGAUGUCAGUGAAAUUAAAGAAGUAAACAAAGCACCUAAAGAUCUAAAAGAAUUUAUGUAAUGGACUUUAAAUUAAAUUAAAUCCAUCCGUCCAAAUUUAACUGAAUUACAUAAAGAAAUAUAAAGAAUUAGAUAUUAAGCUGAUGUGAUCACAUAUAUAAAUUAAUUGUAUAUAAGAAACGCUAGCAAAAAAUAAAGUAAUUAAUCUGAGCUUCCUGGUGAUGAAAAGUUAAAAGGCUAUCAAUCUCAUUACUUGCACACAACUAUGUAUGAUGAUUGCAAAUAAAAUGAUGAUGAUGAGGAUUUCAACGAAUAAAAAGAUGAGCUACAUGAAUCAUCAACAAAUGCUAAACAAAUAAUAUUUAAUAGACAUUUAAUAAAGAAAAGUGCAGCACAAAAAAUAGAAUAGGAGGAAGAAAGUGUCUAAAAUUAGUUAAAUAAUUCCAUUCAAAACUCUUUGAACAUAGACACUGUUAGCUUUAAUAAUAAUCAUGACUCUGUAGACAAAUAAUAAAAGAAGAAUGUAAAAAUAUGGGAAGAAGUUGAAGAAAUUCCUUAAAAUUAAAUUAAAAAAAUAAUAAAUCCAACAGAUUUAAUGAAUGUUCAAUUCAAAUUCUAUGAAGAAAAUUAUUAUGUGGCUUCUUUAAUUAACAAAUCUGAGUAUGGAUUAGGUUUUAGAAUCGAAAAUGUCAUUAAAAGUUAGCCAAGAGCAUUGUGCUUAAAAAUAUCAAAAAGCAAAAGCUACAACCCCUUUUUAGAGAAGGAAUUUACAAUUUUAAAAUAAUUUGGAACUCCAUAUAUAAUUAAGAGCUAUUCUUAGGUUCACAUCAAAGGUCUAAAUGGAAUUGUAGUUGAUUUAUAUAGUUAAAAUCUAUAGCAAUAUCUUAUAAAUUCAUCUAAAUUAGAUAUAGCUUGUUAACUUAUUGAAUUUUUACAUUAAUUUUUAAGUGGAUUACAUGAACUUCAUGUUAAAGAUAUUAUUCACAGACAACUUUCAUUUGAAUCUAUUUGCAUCUAAUCACCUUCUUCGAGCGCUCAAAACAAAACCAUUGCUAAAAUCUCUAAUUUAGAACUAGCUAUUUAACUUAAGUCAUAAAAUUAUAUUAGUUCUGAUAUACCACUCAAUUCUUAUAGCUCCCCAGAAAUGAGAGAAAAGUAAGCUUAUGGUAUUGCAUCAGAUGUAUUUUCCGCAGGAGUUAUCAUUUUAUCAGCUCUGUGCAAUGUCUCUCCUAAAAAAAUUCAAUCGAUUGCCUGUCCCGAUUUGUUACCUCAAGGCAAAUAAAAUCUUUAUGUCAGUCAUAUUGUAGACUAAAAAGUAGACUUAUAAUAAAGUCACUAUCAAAGAGUGUUUAGCAAAAUCUAAAAGAAGUAACCUAAAGAUGAACAAAGAAAGAUAGGUACAUCUGAAACAAAAGGCACUACCGAAUCUAAUAUAUUUAAAUCUCAUUCUAUCCUUGUCGAUAGCUCACCCUCAUAGAGUAAAAACUAAAGUAAAAACGAAAUAGAAUUAUAGUAAUCUGCAAUGAACUCUCAAAGAGUAUAGACAUCGAGAUAAAAUAUAAACUAAAAAGGCUUAAGGGAAGUAUUAGGAGAAAAAUGUCCCUAGCUGAUUAUUGACACAUUUGAAAAAAUGAUCUCUAAAUACCCUCAAAUAAGAGGUAACUGCUCUGACUACCUAAGUGAUUUACAAAGAUUAAAAAAUCAACCUGAAGUUAUUAACUAUGUGAACAUGCAAAACAAGCAAACAAGACUAAUCUGA